UUUACUUUUGUAACUACUCAGUUUAUAUUUCACAUAUUAUACACGACGAAAAUUAAUAGUUUGAGCUUUGAAACAGGACCAUGGCAGAUGAAUACGAGCCAAAUGCAUUGGAUCGCGAAUUCGAAAGUUUCUUUAAAAAAGUCAGCUGCUUUGUGGUCACAGGUUUCCCCUACGAAGAUCGGUGUGCGUUUGUAUUGAACGCCACAAGUUGCAUAGCCGGCACGAAUUUUGUGCCCUACAUGCGGAUAAUGUCCUGUGAUAUUGGCGUUCAGAACCAGUUCCAAGAGCUGGUCUUUGUCAGUGUGCUUUUGUUGCUGUGCUUUGAGCUGCUGCUCGGCAUGGCCGUAGUGGUCAACUCUUACUACAGCCCGGCACUGAAGGUGCUCUCCCGCUUGUGCCGAUUGAACGAACAUUUAGCUGGAGUAACAUUCCUAGCAAUAGGCAAUAGUACGCCGGAUAUGUUUUCUGAUUUGUCGGGAUUAGAUGACGUAUCGCCAGUGGUUGCUAAUACAUUUUCGCUCGCAAUGUUUGUUACAAUAUUCACUGGAGGACUAAUCUGUUACAUGAGUCCUUUUAAGAUGAAUAAGCACGCCACUGUGCGGGACAUACUCUUCUUUAUUCUGGGUGUGUCGCUCCUGGAAUAUGUUGUUACGACGGGUAAUGAAGUCACGUUAACAGAGUGCAUUUUCAUGUUUGUGGUAUACUUUAUGUAUCUGAUUGUCAACUUUGCGGAUGUGUAUCUUAUGCGUGCAACCAUGCGGCAUAUGCUUCGACAAAUAAUCGUACUCGAAAAGCAGAACCUGACACCAGAGUUGAAAAAAAAAUUGGAAACGUUACAAAAGAAAUAUAAUUACUAUGCCGAGGACGAGCACUUUCAAAUAUUACAAAGGCGAUCGAGAGCUUUUUCGUUUAAUACCGGAGGGAACUCUGAUCGAUUCACCUUUUCAACGAGAAAAACUGAUAUUCCUAGACAUACCGUGGACAUACAUGGCAAUCGAAAUGUUUUUCAUAGUUCCACAGUACCUAGAAAUCAUCGACUGUGCAAAGAUUUUCUUGAAGCACUUAAUCCCAUUGAUGUGUACAACUGGAAAAAGGCCAACCUCUCUCUGCGUGCAUUUUACGUGGCCAAAGCGCCCGUUACAGUUAUCUGUGUGCUUUAUAUACCACUAGUUGACUACGAGCUGGAUAGGCACGGCUGGACCAAGCUGCUCAAUUGCAUACAAAUCUUUCUAAAUCCGGCAAUCACGCUUAUCGUUGGUCAAGCAUUUAUUUUCAGAGACAAAGGCACACUGUGGUAUAAUAGGAUUCGCCAUACCUAUCAGUACGGUCUAUACUCUUGCAUUGUUACAAUCCCGUUGGCAUUUAUCGUAUUCUUGCACUCUCGCACCACUGUUCCACCAAGCUACCAUUGGGUAUACACCAUUAUGAAUUUGACGGGUUCUAUGUGUCUGAUCUUUCAGACUGCCAGCGAAAUAUCCGUAAUUUUGGGUGUUAUUGGCAGUACCUUGGAAGUACCCAACGACUUUAUGGGUGUCACUGUAAACACAAUUGCCAAUGGCUUGAGUGAUGUAGUAGCUAAUAUGGUCAUGGCCAUGCAAGGCUAUGAAAAAAUGGCAUAUGCUGCAUGCAUUGGCAGCCCAUUCUUUAAUGUGUUGCUCUCCCACGCUGUUAUGUUUAUCACUAUGAAUAUCCAAGGGAAGAAGGGUAAUAUUGAUGCUCUGAAUGGACUCUAUGGGGAAAAUUCGUAUAUAUUUUUAAACUUGUCGCUCUUUCUAACAUUGCUGUGGACAUUAAUCUUAAACUUUGAAGCUCGUCGUUCAGUUGGUGCAUUCUCUAUGGCCAUAUAUAUUUUAUAUAUUUUAUUUUCAAUAUUCAUCUAUCAGGGAGUUAUACACUCAUAUAGCAAAGAUCCGACUGUUCUCGAUACUUUUGAUAUAGACGAAAACAUAUGAGUAAUAAAAAAAGCAUAUGAACGACUUAAUAUUCUUCUU
Messenger RNA from Drosophila busckii, 1991 nucleotides. RefSeq names its product mitochondrial sodium/calcium exchanger protein-like. The record is from RefSeq and is a predicted model, not a curated record. Gene Ontology annotation, biological process: monoatomic cation transport; transmembrane transport; intracellular calcium ion homeostasis. Lineage: Eukaryota; Metazoa; Arthropoda; Insecta; Diptera; Drosophilidae. Bases 81 to 1952 code for a protein of 623 amino acids. The transcript has 2 exons. Gene Ontology annotation, molecular function: calcium:sodium antiporter activity. Gene Ontology annotation, cellular component: membrane.